AUGGCCAUGAUGGCAAGUGCAUCGUCGGGCAAUGCUUAUGAGAACUACGACCACACCGAGAUCGAGCAGGAUCUCAUAGAUCCAGACGAUGCGAACAUUAACGAUCUUGAGGAUCCUCUGCAGUCGAACUCUGAUCGAGCGCCAUUGACGGGCAACAUCCAAUCAUCGUCCUCCCGCAAUCCUCUAUCCCAAUCAUACCUCAACUCAUCGAUUCCAGGCGAGGAUAGGCGCGUACCUACAAACACCAUUGAUGAGUCUGUAUGGGAAACAUUGUCCCGGGACCUGCUGGCUGUAUGGGAAAAAAUGAGACAGGUUCUUUGGCCUAAGUAUCUGCUAGGAGGAAUGCUACAGAGAGGUGGAGGCAUCGGAGGCGCAGAAAGGGGUGAGGGAGACAGCCUUGCAGGAGGCUUCAGGGGUGUUGCUGGAAGGUGGCCAGAUGCAGAUGUGGUACUCCAAGGUGGCAUGUCUGAAGGCUUAAGGGACUGGGACCUUUGGGGCCCGUUGAUCUUUUGCCUGCUUCUGAGCUUGCUGCUGUCGAUGACCGCAUCAAGUAAACAGAAAACAACUGUCUUCUCUGGGGUUUUCGCGCUGGUCUGGAUUGGUGAGGCUGUGGUAACUACGCAAAUCAAACUUUUAGGAGGAAACAUCUCUUUCUUCCAAUCGAUAUGCAUCAUCGGCUACACGCUCUUUCCACUGGUCAUUGCGGCGAUGCUGAGCGCUCUCCAUCUCCCAAGUAUAGCACGCGUUCCUGUGUAUAUCGUGCUUAUCGCGUGGUCAUUAGCUGCUGGUGUCAGCAUUCUUGGGGGCUCGGGAGUGGUGAAGAAUCGGGUGGGAAUUGCGGUAUACCCCCUACCCUCGAGAAACCGGCUACAAGCGUUCCGGAGGGAUAUCGGGAGAUUUGCUUCUUCAAAGGAUCAACGUUCAAUUACUACCAUCACUAUGACACAGACAAACCAGCGGCAACAGACUACCCCCAACACUGUCUCCACAUUGCCUCGAGAUGUCUCAACGAGCCCCUCUACAUCCUUAGGGCCUACUACAGAUUCUAUCAGCGACAAUGACACCAGUGAGAAACCGGUACGAGAAAAGCUGAAGAAGACGUCCCUUGCAUCCAUGUCAAGUCAUAUUGUAGGAAGGCAGGAAAGAGUACUCACAGCAAACGAAGAGCACUCCCUACCAGAUCAUAUGCACAGAGACUCAUCGCCGGUGAAAGAAACAAGCAAGAAAGGUGUGGAACCUCGAGGGAGGCCGGUGAAAAAGCGAUCGUUUGACGACCUAGAUACGCCCGAUGCAGAAGGAAAUGAGGCAGCACGAGAGCACAUAACAAAGCCCAAUGCUAAUGGUCAUCUGAGGAAGCGGUCCAGAGAUGUUCGCGUCGGCGAGCUUCCCAAGGAAAAUAGCCGACCACUACUAGCAGGAACUCCUGUGCGAGAGGAGUCGGAAGACGCUGCAAAUGGCGUUAAAACAAGUGAGGCUUGUAUCAAUGGACCCAAGAAUGCAGUAGGUAGUAUAUCGCCAGCGACUGAGACUCUGUCGCAAGUGGAGAUGGAGCAGAACAAACAACUCCAGGAUAUCAACGAGUCUACACGACAUGUUUCUGAUACAGUACAACAAGAAGGUGUAACAGAAGCGGAAAAGGAGUCCGCUGACCAAGAGAUGCGAGAUCCGGCAUCCAGUCCACGAAAAAAGCGAAGUAGGGACCAGUUCGACACUGAGGCAGAUAGAGAACAGAAGAUACCUGCAACGGAAGAAGCGAGAGCUCAUAGGAUAUCUGAUGAGCCUGAAAGAGACGAAGGUUCCGUCGUGAAGCAUCGAAGCCCAGCAACGCCAGAAGGUUCUGGGGUAGCUGAAAAGGAGCCUGUAAUGGUGCAAGAGGGGAGGAGCCUGGGUGAUGCACAUGUUGGGAUGGAGAGACAGAACCGACUCUUUAUAGGUGCAUUUGAUAACGCAUCUACAUUCUCUCCCUCUAUGGCUUCUGCCAAGAGUAACUCCUCUGCAGAAAUUUCGAUAUUCGCAAAUAAGACUACGGAUCAGGGGUCUCAGACGUCUGAUGACGCCUUCGCAUCCUCGGGCUUUGCUGCGCUCGCAGGCUCGUCAACAUCACCAUUUGGCACAUUAGGUGGCUCAUCGACUGCCGCUACCGCUAGUCCUUUUGCUUCCGCAGGAGUCUUCAUUCCAGGAAAGACCAAGACGGACAAAAAGGAAGCCCAGGAGACGGAAACAGCUGCCAACGGUGGGUUUGGUGCUUUCGUUAACAGCUCUUCUACCGAUUUUGGUACAACGGACCAAUUACCGUUCGGCACAUCGGGGUCGAGCAAGAUUGGCGUUUUUGGUGGUUCAAUCUUUGGCAGUGCAUUCGGUGGACCAUUCAGUGGAGGGAACAGACUAACUAGCUUUGCCGCUCCCACUGGAAAUGCAAAAUUGGGUGCUAGCAAUGGUGCUAUCAAGCCCAUCGGUUCCCCAAAGCAUGAUGGAGACGAAGAUGAAAACAGUGAAAGUGAUGGUGAAGUAUCGGCAGAGAAAAAGAAAGACGAAGAGACAGAGGAGGCAGAUGGACGGUUCCAACACCAAGAUGUUGAAACCGGAGAGGGUGGCGAAGAUUCGAUCUUUUCUUCGCGAGCUAGUCUUUACUCGUUUAGGGACAAUGCUUGGAAGGAAAGCGGCAAGGGGACUUUCAAGCUCAAUAUCGCCGCAGCAUCUCCAGAGGACGCUUCUUCAGACCGAAAGACAGGGCGUUUCAUAAUGAGGGCCCACCAAACAUACAGGGUCCUACUCAACGUUCCCGUGUUCAAACAGAUGCAGAUUGGCGAUAGCAGGGGCAACGAACCAUCAGGAAAAUCUUUCUUGUUUGCGGUGAUCGAGAAUGCCAAGCCCGUGGCUCAUAUGGUAAAGUUGGGCGAUGUGACGGACAGCAAAACUUUGUACCAUGAGGUUCAAAGGUUGCAGAAAGGUCUGGAAUGA
Messenger RNA from Letharia lupina, 2961 nucleotides. RefSeq lists its product as uncharacterized. Gene Ontology annotation, biological process: endoplasmic reticulum to Golgi vesicle-mediated transport. NCBI's taxonomy places the organism in Eukaryota, Fungi, Ascomycota, Lecanoromycetes, Lecanorales, Parmeliaceae. Bases 1 to 2961 code for a protein of 986 amino acids. The transcript has 8 exons. Gene Ontology annotation, cellular component: trans-Golgi network; membrane. The record is from RefSeq and is a predicted model, not a curated record.